Messenger RNA from Penaeus monodon (black tiger shrimp), 1083 nucleotides. RefSeq names its product cell wall protein DAN4-like. NCBI's taxonomy places the organism in Eukaryota, Metazoa, Arthropoda, Malacostraca, Decapoda, Penaeidae. The transcript has 6 exons. The record is from RefSeq and is a predicted model, not a curated record. The coding region runs from base 1 to 1083 and encodes 360 amino acids.
AUGGCCAAGCACAGACCACACGUCACCAUACAUCACCAUGAAAAAGGCUGGCACAAAGCCAUAGCAAAUGCACCACAAUGCACUCCGCCCGUGAAAUUCCAUUAUGUUACCCAGGCAGGUCAGUUGUCGAUGCGGGAAUGGUUUAUUCGGCCAAGCUUCCAACACGCCUCCGCCACCUCCACCUCCUCCUCCAAGCAAACCAGCUCCACACAGCCUCCGCCACCUACACAUUCCUCCUCCAGAAACAGCUCCAACACCGCCUCCACCACCUCCACCUCCAGCAAGAGCUCCCAACACCAGCAAACAGCUCCAACACACCUCCACCUCACUCCUCCAGCAACAGCUCCAAACACCGCCUCCACCCAUCUCCACCCCUCUCCAGCAACAGCUCCAACACCGCCUUCCACCAUUCUCCACCUCCUCCUCCAGCAAACAGCUCCAACCACGCCUCCACCAUCUCCACCUCCUCCUUCCAGCAACAGCUUCCAACACCAGCCUUCCACCACCUCCACUCUCCUCCAGCAACAGCUCCAAACCGCCUCCCAACCAUACCUCCACUCCUCCUCCAGCAACAGCUCCAACACCGCCUCCACAUCUUCCACUCCUACUCCAGCAACAGCUCCAAACAACCGCCUCACCCACUCCACCUCCAACCUCCAGCCACAGGCUACAACACCACUCCACACCCUCCACCUCCUCCUCCAGCAACAGCUCCAACACACGGCCUACCAUCCUCCAUCCUCCUACAGCAGCAAGAGCUCCUCCACCUCCUCCUCCAGCAACAGCUCCACCACCUCCUCCUCCGAAGGUUUAACAUGCUCUCCUGGAUAUUCAGUAAAUGAUUCCGGAUCAGCUUUACUGCGUGUCUCCUCGGUUGAAAUGGUAGUGAUAAUUGGCACUUUGAAAAUGGACAUAGAGUUAUUUGCCAUCAAAUUUGAAUCGAGGAAAGAUAACGUGAAAGUGGAAGAACUUUAUAGUUUCGUUAGCAUAGCUUCUCUGGGAAAAACAAUGCCAAAACCUGAUACUGCAGAAUUAACCCGACAAAGGAGCCCCGACUUAAAGAAUUUAAAGGUGCUGUUCUAA